CGAAUCAUUCAUGAAUCAUUCAUGAAUCAUUCACGAAUCGUCCCUCGAUCGUCCAGAAAGCAUGGAUCAGCCAUGGACGUCAAUUAUGCAAACGUCUCCAGGUGAUAUGAGGAUGCUCCCGAGUCACAAUAAUGGCGAUCACAUAUAAAGCCCAACAUGGCUCUCAGAAGUCACCAUCGGCCUGCUCGCACACCAUCUCUUCCUGUUCUCCUUCUUUGUCCCGAAAACGGUAUUCGGAAAGCCACGGACCGCACCUCAGUGGAAUGCAACUGGUUUCUUUUGUUUACUACCGAGUGGUUCUCACUGCCGCUUAAAAGCCUAACCCUGCGCACUCAACCAUUCGAACUCAGUUCAUCCAUUCCACCAUGUACCCAGACUGGCCCGAAUCAGAAGCGGACCUGAUGCCGCCACCGCAGGUCGAUGGACCCAAGUUGAAGGCUUUCAAGUUUUCUCGUGCACGAAAGAUCGAUUUUCUCGAGUAUGCUGGAGCAGGGACACAUUCACAGGUCUUCAAAGUCAAGAUAGAAGGAGAGAUCUAUGCUCUCAAAGUAUUUCGAUGGACCGACGGGGAUGAAUGGCCAGGGCCAGACAUUGACCCGGAUGCAUAUAGUCACGAAGCCCUCACGGCGUUUGCUAACCACGCUGAACCAUUCAAUUGUGAAUGUCGAGCCUUCGCUCGCCUCCAGGAGUCGGGUCACGAAGAUUUGGCAAUACGUUGUUUCGGGUACGUCCUGAUCAACGAGGAGGAAGAAAAGGAGAUGGUGGAUCGGUUCGAGGUCAGCUUUGAUUCAGAGGAAUUCGGUGGGUUUCCGGCAUAUAUGGGAAAACAGCGCGCGCGCUACCCCGGGAAGAGAUCUGGCCGAGAACCGCCGCUUCGAGCCAUCGUCAAGGCUUUCGGGAAAGUAGACACGCUCUUCAAUGCGUCGGUCGUGAAGAAAAUGUUCAGAGACAUAGUCCAGCUGCAUCGGCUGGGCAUCGCCAGCCUCGAUGUGGCGACCCGACAGCUCGUUGACGGCAAACCAUCCGAUCUCAGCCAGGCCCUGACGACUCCGAAUUUCAUCAUGACGCCGGAAUUGAACCCAUUGCUCUCGCCCGAGCAGGUGGCUCGCCUGGAAAAUGAAACCUUUCGAUGCUGCCGGACCGACUUUGCGCGGCUCGAGGAUUUGGUGCUUGUGUGGAACCAGGAACAUAAGAAGGCACGGGACAAAAUAUGGAUCGACCCAUUCCCAAACCAACGUCAACAUAACCUCAGAAAAAUGCCGGCCCGCCGGAACAAUCUUCCCUAUACCUUCGCCGACCCGAGGCUGUACGACUGGAGGAAGUCAUCCGUGGCGAGUGACGAAAGCGAGGGCAGCAUCAAUGCAACGGCGAAGGGUGGAAGGAGACAAAGACCAGGUGGAAAUGUGGACAGUUUUAGAGGCAGCAGAGGCUCAGGUGCAAAGAAGAAGCAGCGACGGAUCGACCUCUUCCCAGCCAGAUGGUAUUAUGAGUGUGAUGACAAGGAGGCUGCCGACCUCGAGGGAUGGCGAGACGCCUAUCCUCGACUAUCAGAGUACGAGUACAGGGAUGGUCUGAUCUUUCCACCGGCACCGAAGAAACCCCCACCACCUAUGGCGCCUCUGUCAGAGUUGGCCCCGGAGCAUCGACGCACACUCGAAGCAUUCGGCACUAUACCUAGGCAAACAUGAGCAAGGGCAAUUCAUUCGGUUGACGACGAAAGGCGAGAGGGUCAAGGACCGGUUGAAG
Exophiala oligosperma is the source of this 1746-nucleotide messenger RNA. RefSeq lists its product as uncharacterized. The transcript is spliced from 2 exons. Lineage: Eukaryota; Fungi; Ascomycota; Eurotiomycetes; Chaetothyriales; Herpotrichiellaceae. Bases 366 to 1688 code for a protein of 440 amino acids. The record is from RefSeq and is a predicted model, not a curated record.